AUGUAUCUCCUUCAAAAAGCGUAUAUGAUAAUGGUUUUCACUGUACCGAUAGCUGGGGUCAUCCUAAACACAUAUGUCUUACGGAAGCUGAUACGACUUGCAAGGAAAAGCGUUGUUCGCUUCGAAACCACGUCGGGAUUACCGCUGGCUGCCAUGUCGAUCGGAGAUUCCAUCACACUAUGCGCUCUUCUUAUGCAAGCAAUUUUCCACAUCACACCAAAAGGAGAAGUUCCAACCGUGGUCCUAAGCACAACUUGCAAGUUUGGCAUCUACCUAAUUCACUCAACAUCAGCAUUUUCUGUUUGGUGUUGGUUCUUUUUGUCUGUUCUCCGAUACGUUGCAGUUUUCCAUCCAUUCAAAUAUCGAACUAUUUGGAGGCAGCCAAGGAAUGCAUUGAAAAUUUUGGCUGGAGCAGUAAGCGUGUUUCAAAUCUACACACUCGCUAUUGUAACUUAUCGGGAUAAGGAGAAAAUGUGUGGAGAAUAUGAUGUGUUCCACGAAAGUGCUUGGAAACAUAUUCAUUUGGUAGAUAUCUUUUUGUUCUACGCGGUGCCUUCGUUAUUACGGAUAACUUUGGACUUCUUGGUCCUUAUUCAUUGUUACUCUCCAUUCUCAAUGGAUGGCUUAGAUCGGGUUACUGUAGAUCGAAGAUAUGCCAUCAGUGGAACAACAACCAAACGAUUUUCCACACCCGGUGAAACGGAGAGCUUGGAUAACAAAGCUCAUGUGGCUCUAGCUAUUUCUAUCACUGCUAACACUUCGAGUGUGAAACGCGUCCAUUACGGUAAUCCAAAAAAGAAGACGGCAAUGGUGAUGCGUUCGAUUUUGAUCUCCGUGCUCAAUCUUUUCCUAAACCUUCCCUCCCACAUCCUUCGUGCCUGGGCUUCAUAUGACGAACGAAGUUUGGAGCAUGAAUUCGUGCAAGUCCUAGAACCGAUCGCUCAAAUGAUGUAUUUCUCUCAAUUCGCUUGCAACGCGUUCUACUUGGCUACAUCGAUCUAUGAAACUAGCGGAUCGCCCAGAAACACAGUGAUUUCCAGCAGCAAUCGCCAUGUUUCUAGAUGUAUUUCCGAGGAGGAAGCUUAA
Messenger RNA from Caenorhabditis briggsae, 1086 nucleotides. Gene Ontology annotation, biological process: G protein-coupled receptor signaling pathway. Gene Ontology annotation, molecular function: G protein-coupled receptor activity. The coding region runs from base 1 to 1086 and encodes 361 amino acids. The record is from RefSeq and is a predicted model, not a curated record. NCBI's taxonomy places the organism in Eukaryota, Metazoa, Nematoda, Chromadorea, Rhabditida, Rhabditidae. The transcript has 7 exons. Gene Ontology annotation, cellular component: membrane.